GCCAUGUGCGCACGAGACGUUUCCGACCCGCGCGCUCCCGACCACUUACCGCGUGUCCCCGCGCUCAGACGCACGCGCGCCAGUCUCUGUUCCCUCCGCUCGCGAAGGCGCUGACCGGGACCCUGGCCGCGCGCUCACAGAUGAAGUUGGUCGCGCGCUGGAGGAGGAGGAAACCCGCGGGCUUCGAGAGGAGUACAGGCUGCCGGAGAAACGAUGCGAGGGCCAGUAGACAACAGCACUUUCCACUCCAACAUCCCUGUUGCUGCAGAUAUCACAUUAGGAGUGGUUUACUCCAUAUUUGGUGUGUGUUCUCUGUGCGGGAACACCAUGCUGCUCUAUGUGUCCCAUAGGAGGAAGCAUCUGCUGAAGCCGGCUGAGUUCUUCAUCGUUAACCUGGCUGUUAGUGAUCUGGGCAUGACUCUCAGUCUGUACCCCCUCGCUGUGACCUCCAGCUUCCAGCACAGGUGGCUUUAUGGGAGGACGGUGUGUUUAGUGUAUGCCUUCUGUGGUGUGCUCUUUGGCAUCUGCUCUCUCACCACUCUAACCAUUCUCAGUACUGUCUGCUGCCUCAAAGUCUGCUACCCUCUUUAUGGUAACAAGUUCGGUCAUGAACAUGGCCGUGUGCUUAUAGUGUGUGCGUGGGCGUAUGCACUGGUAUUUGCCUGUUCUCCGCUGGUCCACUGGGGGCAGUAUGGGCCAGAGCCGUAUGGGACAGCCUGCUGUAUCGACUGGAGCUUUUCAAACAAAGAUCCUACUGCCCGUUCCUACACCACAGUUCUCUUCAUCUGCUGCUACCUAAUACCUUGCACCAUCAUCAUCUUCUCCUACACACACAUUCUGAUCACAGUGAGGGAGUCUCGCCGAGCUGUGGAGCAGCACGUCUCCCAAACACGCAUGGUCAACAUCCAGACCAUUAUAGUGAAGCUCAGUGUGGCGGUGUGUAUAGGCUUCUUCACGGCGUGGAGCCCAUAUGCCCUUGUCUCCAUAUGGGCUGCAUUUGGGGAUGUAGAGGUCAUUCCACCGCUUGCCUUUGCUGUCCCGGCCAUGUUCUCUAAAUCCUCCACCAUCUACAACCCCCUCAUCUACCUUCUGCUCAAGCCCAACUUCCGGCAUCUUCUGUGCAAGGACAUGCACUCGCUGCGGCAGGUCUGUGUGCGUGGCUGCCUGACCCUGUGCGUGCCGUGGGACAGCUUCCGCCCUGCUCUGGCUCUGGGGAUGCGCUCAUUGAGGUCGCGGGGUCACUUAGCACCUGUGGGGCUGGACCAUUGCUCCUGCGAAUGGUGCAAUGACCCCUUUGAGCAGUUCAGGAACUACCCCCGCCGCUGCCCCAUCAACAUCAACACGGUGCAGUUCUCUUUACAGGACAGUGGAGAGCCUGAAGCAGAACUAGGGCUGGAUCCAGAAGCAGAAGCAGGAGUUAAGCUGGGAGUCUAUAAGAGGGACCUGGCAGACCCCAAUAAGCCAGUGCGGGUGCUCGUGAGGGGCAGGAAGAGUUCUGAGAUUGACAGCCUGGAGAUUACACUGGAAACUGUGCCCACUUACACUAAAGCUACUAAAGUCGGAAUGUCCUGAACAAGCUCAAAAUAUAAAAAUAUAAACUUUAAUCUUUUUGGAACUUUGCUUCAAAUGUAAAUGCUUAAAUGUUUCUUUUUAAACUUGUGCCCAGACUGUUUUUAUGAGGGAAACGGGACUGCAUGUUUUGUGUUAUUCUGACUGUUUAGAAAUAAUACAACCCCAAAGACAAUGUGGGACAGUAUUAAAAUGCUUAUUUUAUUCAAUUGCAGACAUUAUGAACUCAAGUCCUGGAAACUAAACUUAAUUUGUUAAUAUGCAUCCAUUUCUAAAUUUCAGCCAUGCAAUACAUUCCAAAAAAAUAGUGGGAUCUUAAAGCAAAAUCUUAAAGCACUUCAUGCUUCCCUCUACUGACAACUUUUAUAGAGAUGCGGAUUUCAUUUUCCAGCAGGGCUUGGCACACUGCCCACACUGCCAAAAGUACCAAUUGGUAUUUAUAUGAUGAUUAGUAUCCAUAA
Astyanax mexicanus (Mexican tetra) is the source of this 2030-nucleotide messenger RNA. It is a transcript of the gene opn7a, whose product is annotated as opsin 7, group member a. The coding region runs from base 214 to 1572 and encodes 452 amino acids. Gene Ontology annotation, cellular component: membrane. Gene Ontology annotation, molecular function: G protein-coupled receptor activity. NCBI's taxonomy places the organism in Eukaryota, Metazoa, Chordata, Actinopteri, Characiformes, Acestrorhamphidae. The record is from RefSeq and is a predicted model, not a curated record. The transcript is spliced from 6 exons. Gene Ontology annotation, biological process: visual perception; G protein-coupled receptor signaling pathway.